Penaeus indicus is the source of this 3315-nucleotide messenger RNA. Its product is annotated as coiled-coil domain-containing protein 149-like. The coding region runs from base 84 to 2330 and encodes 748 amino acids. The transcript has 9 exons. The record is from RefSeq and is a predicted model, not a curated record. NCBI's taxonomy places the organism in Eukaryota, Metazoa, Arthropoda, Malacostraca, Decapoda, Penaeidae.
AGCUGGACAGAUGUCAGCUGAUAAGAAGUGACUUCCAUUUCUUUUAUAAUAUAUGACCUUAUUACCUCGUCAUUAGUGCCAUUAUGAGUGCCAAAGCCAGAACGAGGCACUUGCAGAUUAUAACUCCAGAAGAAGAACUAGAAAAUCUGCGAAAUGAAGUUGGGGUGCUGCAAAGGGCCGUGGAGAGCAAGAGUGCCGCAGUGGGCAUCCUCAGGUCGGAGCUGCAAGAGUGCCAGAGAGAGAGGGACAAGUUUCGCAUGAUGGCUGAGCAGGGGACGCUUCACAGGUCGUCUGCACCUGCCAUCUCGAAGCCCGCAUACUCAGACCCCGGUAGAUCUGCAAUGCUAAGUGGCUCGGAAGGAACCUUGGCCCAGCUCCUGUCACAGUCCAAGGAGGAAAACAAGAUGCUUCGACUCGACGUGACAGAACUGAAGUGUAAGCUGCAUGACGCCCAGGCUGACAUCAAGGUACUACGGGAGGAAGUGCACCGCCUGCGAGGUGGAGAAGGUCGCAGAAGGAGCAUUGCACACACCACAGUUAGCCAGCUGGCCCAUCAGGAGAGGGAGCAGUUCAUCUCACAAAUGGAGGCUCUCAGUGCGAAAUGCCAGGCCCUAGAGGGUGAUGUACGCGGCCUAGUUGAGGAGAGGGAGGAGCUGGUACGUGAACUGGAUGCCGCCACGCACAAGCUCCACCGACUCAACCACAUCCUCAACACUGUCCUGUCCUCCGUGUCGAGCCCAGGAGCACCUAGUCACCCCAAGAGGAUCAUUGACCUUGAUGCCAUCAUCACGGAGAACAGAUACCUUCAGCAGAGAAUGAAACAGACAGAAGAGGAGAGAAACCUUGCACGGAGUAAUGCAUCAAAGUAUAAGGCGGCACUGGAAAAGUGUCGUUCCCAGGGGUCACUCAAGCUAGGCACUUCGGAAAACCUAAUAGUUACCCCCAAGCAAGUGGGUGAGCUGCUGAAAGACUACCAAGGUGAAGUAGGCGGAGCAGCAGAGAGUGACCUGAAAUCGCUGUGUGUUGCCCUCGUUGAUGCGCUGAACCAACGAUCAAGAGCCUUAAGGACCCAGCGCUCUGCUAACAAAGUGUUGGUGGGACGAGUGACAGAACUCGAGAGACAGUUAGCCGCUGGGGAUGUCAAAGAUAUAGAAGGAACAGAUGGCAGUGAUGGGAGCAAGAGGCUGGCAGCAGGACCUCAGCUGGGGUCCCUUAGCCUGAUGGAUGGCUAUGUUCAUCCAUCGGGCCCCAUUCCCAAGUACUCGCAGGAGGAAAUCUUACAGGACCCACGGCUUGUGAAGCUCUUGCAGGGUAGCAGUGUUAGGGAAGGGGAUGUGAGUGCAAGGAAAGAAAAUGCUGAUCAUGGUGUUGAGAAAAAUGAAGCCAGUGUCUGCAAAGAAGACCCAAGAUGUAAAGCCUCAAGCGAGUCAGGUGUUGUGAAUAAACAGAGUCCAACAAAAGCUGAAUCUCAGACUAAUGUUGACAAGACACAGGGCAGUGCCUCCAAUAAAAGUGCCUCAAGUAUUAACAAUAUAAACAACCAGAAUACAGAACUUUCAGAGGGUAAUGAGGGGUGUGAGAAGAGAGAAUCAAGUAACAGUGAAAAGGAUUAUGUAAAGGAAAGGGACAAAGGACAGGAAAAGGGAGUCUCAGAAAUCCAGAAAGGCGAACAGAACACUAAGUCCUCACAGAAAGUCAGUAAAAAUGCUGGAAACUUAAGUGUGAACAGUGUUCCCACAAGUAAAGUAACCACAUACAUAAAUCCCAAUGAUGACCUAGAGGAAAUUAUACCCAUAGAUCAGUUGGACUCGUACAUCAAGGAGGUUCAGCUCCAGCGAAAGCAAACCAAGAAACCCGUUGCAACCUCUGAGUCAAGCCCUUCUGAGAAGAAAGUCAGUGAAGAGCCAGCUACCUCAAAUCCAGAAAGCAAAAUAGAUCAGCAUUCAAAAACUGCCAAUGGGACUGAGAGUACAGGUGUGCAAGAUAUCCAUUCAUUCUCUACACAGGUCAUAGAAGAGGAAGAAGAGGGGGAUGAUGAUGAUGACAGCAGUUUUGAUCUGGACAUCAGUGACUACGAUAGUGACAAUGACAACCUUGAUGCAGCCCUGGAGGAGUGGCAGAAGGACUUUGCUCCAAAGGGAGGUCAAGGCAAAAGUAAGGCCCUCAAGUCAAAAAGCAGUCCAUCCAAGGAAGGAAAGUCAAGUGCAAGAGAGAAAUUCCGUCUAUUCAAGAGGGACAACAGCUCAGAGACGGAGCUCCCUCCUGCCCUCCAAAAGCUCAUUGAUCAAGCCACUGCCGAUGCUAUAGGCGAUGGGAUGCAGUGCACCUGAGCCUGGCACUCACUGUCAGUUCUUGGGAAAAGUAAUGCAAAACAAGCCUUUUUCUUUUUGGUUUUGUCAUUUUUCACUUCUUUGAUUACACAUAUUGAGUUUUAUUAGAACACUGGUUAAAAGGUAAUAUGGUGAGGAUUCAAACUGUAGAACUUAUUCAAUAGAAAAGAUUUUAAUACUUAGAGACACCAUGAGGCCUACUGCUCAGCAUUAUACUUAAAAGACUAAUGAAACACAGAUCUACAUGAUAUAACAAUAAAAAAUUAAACUGAUAUAUGCAAUAGCAUAUCUAAAUACAGAAAAGUUAACAGUUAAGUUAACAGUUAGACCAAAUCACAUAUAUCUAAACUCAUAACUGCAUAAAUAUUAUUCAGAAUAACUAAUAAUCUAUUUCUAAACUGAUUUUCGAAGAAAUGAAAAGCAGAAGAAAGAUAAGAAAUAACAGGAAUACACAAACAAAUACAGUAUUACACAAGCAGACAAAUAAAAGGAUAAAAAGAGAGAAAGCACAUGAAUGAGUGUAUGAGUAAGAUAUGAGUGAAAGUGAGUGAGAGUAAGAGCAUGAGUGUGUGUGGCCAGUCCUUUGAGCAAAGCUGUAUAACUCGUCAGGAAUUCCCAUUUCUUAGACUACCACAAAAAAGGGAAACUGUAUUCACUGUAUUCAGACAAUAAGCUCUAAAGGGUCUGUUGUAUAACCGAAACUUCAUACCAUCCAAGUGAUUGUAUUUUUUUUUUUCUUAUUAGUGCUUCAGUUUCACAAAUUUGUUCAUAUAUUUCUAAGUGAUUUUGCUUUUAAUUAGCUUGUGAUUUUUGUUGGAUUCAUCUGUAUUACAAUUACAUUCCAUCAGAAUAGGCUAUUUCUGGCUCAUGAAACUUUUAAAUCAUUUGCAAAGAAAAUGGAAUAUGAUUCAAUAAUUUUUUUUUGCCUUCCUUUUGAUUGGAUGAAUGUUUUGUUCGGCACAAAUAAAAAAUUCUUGCUAAUUCA